AUGUCAGACUCGGGUCUUUCAGCUGCAGGGAGCAGUACAUACGCCUCGAAUACCCUCCAUGUUGGGGAUGGGACCUGGGAUUCGGGGCGGGAUACCUUCCUGCUGCCCAAUCUGAUGGGGGUCAAUUUUGAGACUAUGCGAUACAAUGGCAUGGGGAAUCGUUUCAAGGAUAUGGCCGGAUACCAUGCCCUAAUCAUUGCGCACGGCGUCAUUGCAACCAUCGUUUUCUUAGGCAUCGUUCCAACCUCCGCCAUAAUCAUCCGAUACUACUCUCGAUGGAAUCCAUAUUGGGCAUUCAAACUGCACGCCUGGUGCCAGGUCUUGACCUUGCUCCUGACCACAGUCGUGUUCGUGCUCGGGUGGUUCGCCGUCGGGCCGGCAAGAAGCCUGACCAACCCUCAUCAUGGAAUUGGCCUGGCUGUCUAUGUGAUAGUCAUUUUCCAAGUACUGUGGGGCUGGUUCCUACACAAGAGAGAGAGUAAGAGGCACAGAAUCCAUGUGCCCAUGAAACUUGUAUUCCACCGGUGGCUAGGUCGCGCUCUUGUCAUUCUUGGUAUUGUUCAGAUCCCUCUGGGACUGACACUCUACGGCUCACCUAAAGUCCUCUUCAUUUUGUUCGCUCUGGCGGCCUUCGCCUAUCUGGUACUUUACUUCAUUCUUUCCUACAGAUACGACGAGGCCGGAUAUCAUGGGGGAAGUGACCACGGCGGUGGACAUAGCCAUUAUACGGGGCCGUCCGAGGUCUCAGGACAUCCAGAGCAUCACACAGGAGAGGCACUAGCUGCCGGAGCUAUGGGUGCUGGCUUGGCCUCCAUGUUCAGACGACGUCCAAAUAGCCGACACACCAGUCGUACCUACGAAGAUUCCCGCACCUCUCUUUCUGAUGAAAAGUACUCGGAUGAGUCUUCGCGCCAUCAUGGUCGCGGUGGUGGUGGUUUUGGUAAAAAGUUACUCGAGAUUGGCGCACUCGCUGGAGCGGGUCUCAUGGCCAAGAAGUUCUGGGAUCGUCGAAAGAAGAAGGAAGACGAUGCAGAGUCAGGGCGUUAUAAGCCGGCCCAUUCUCGCAGCCACAGCUAUACAGAAGAGUCCCUGAGCCGGAUGGAAGAUGGUCGACCCGAGCCAACCCACCACACACCCCUCAAUCGCCCACCAAGCCGAGCACCAAGUAGGUCGCAAAGCCCAGGCUCAUCUUACUAUGACAGCACAUAUUUCACGGAGCCACCCAGACAAGACCACAAAGUUCGGAAUGCGGCUGCGGGUGCUGGUGCUUUCGCCGCUUUCAAGAGACUUUUCAGUCGUAACAAAAAAGACGAUGCUGAGAGGGAAAGACUAGACGACAUCCGACGUCGGGAUGAUGAGGACGAGGCCCUUCAAAGAGCAAACAGCAAACGACGGCCCCAAGGGGGAGCGGGACCCUAUCCACGAAGAAGGGCCAGCUCAUACAGUGAGACCGAUUACACUGAAACCGAUCUAUCUCGCCCGCCGCCACAACGUCGACAUGCCUCACACGAAGAAUCACUCCUCAGCCCUGAACCACUCGCUUCGGGUGCUGUCCAUAGCUCUGUGUCAGAAAUGCCGCCCAUGCCGCCUGUGCAUCAUCAUGGAUACUCCGGGGACAUUGCCUCAGAGCGUCCUCACUCACGUCACUCCAUCCCGCCUGCCGGGUCGGAGUUUACAUCAGGUGCGGCCGCUGGUGCAGCUGCCGGCGCGGCUCUGGAUUCUGCCUCUCGUCGCAAUAGAAGCAGCAGCAGACGCCGAGAAGAUGUCGCCUCACCACCAGUAUCCGUCAAAGUAAAGAUGCACAAUGACGGCCGGCAUGUGACACUCCGCCGACUGACCGAAGAAGAAGCAGCCGCGAGCCGUGAAGCCCGCCGCAGAGAGCGAAGAAGCUCGCGUCGUCGCAACAGCAGCGCGGGCUCUCUUUCCGGCAACGAAGACGCCGGUUACGAUCGCUGGCGUCGCGUCGAAGAGCUGGAACGCCAACAAGAGGAGCAAAUGCGUCGUGAACAGGCCGCUGCUGCUGCUCCUCCUGCGCCUCCUCCUCCCCUCGUUGCUCCUUCGGGUCCCGCUCCUACAUCCUCGUGGGCUGCUCCACCCUCGCAAGUCAGCCAGAUGCCACCCCCACCCCCGAUUCCCGCGCCUUCCAGCAUGCCCUAUGGCCCUGGAAGCAUAACCUCACCUCCAUAUACAGCUACUGAGAUGAGUGGCUCGUAUGCAAACAACCGUCGGCGUAGACGUGCAGAGCGAGCCAGAACUCGCCAAGAGAGACAGCAGCAGCAUGGUGUUGAAUUCACCUAA
Molecule: messenger RNA, 2298 nt
Organism: Penicillium olsonii
Lineage: Eukaryota; Fungi; Ascomycota; Eurotiomycetes; Eurotiales; Aspergillaceae
Source: the annotation of a GenBank genome assembly